Chrysoperla carnea is the source of this 1673-nucleotide messenger RNA. Its product is annotated as cell wall transcription factor ACE2-like. Bases 94 to 939 code for a protein of 281 amino acids. The record is from RefSeq and is a predicted model, not a curated record. NCBI's taxonomy places the organism in Eukaryota, Metazoa, Arthropoda, Insecta, Neuroptera, Chrysopidae. The transcript has 3 exons.
CUCAUGUUGUCAGUGUUUGUGAAAAGUAAAUUACUUUGAUUAUUUACAUUGUGAACAAAAAGUGAAAACAAUUAAUUAUAUUGUGAUGAAAAAAUGAAUAUUUCAAGUUCAAAUUAUAAUUUAAAUCAUAAUACAAUCAUGAAUUUUAAUUUAGUGAAUAAUGAUACAGAACAUGUUACAUCAAAUCAAAGACAAUCUGUAUUUGGUAAUUCGACGUAUAAACCAAUUGAAUGGAGUCAAGUAACACCACAACAAAUGCCAUGGGCACAAAAUCCAUCACAAUAUUCACAAGUGAUGCAAUUUGGAUCACCAAAUUUCUUUCAACAGAUGCCCAUUACACAGCCCCAACAAAAUUUUCAUUCAGAUGUAUCAACAAAUCAACAGGCAAUCCCACAACAAUUCGAGUCAACAUCGAAUACCGUAGCUAUUGAUAAACGAAAACCAUUUAUAGGACAUCAAUCACAAUUUAGUGGUAUUCAUUGUAAAAGAAAAUCGGAAAUUAGUAACUUGGCCCCAGCGAAACAACACAUCACCGAAGAACGAAUGGCUGCCCAUAUGAGUAAAUUACAUAUAAGUAGCGAAACACCUAUAACCAUUGAACCAGAUUCAAAUCAAGAACCGCCGGCCGAACGUGAAAAACGUUUAGUUAUGUGUGAAGAAAUGCGUCGACUUCAAACUGAAAGUAUUAUUCCGUCAGCAUUAAUGAAAAGAUUGGAGCGACCAUGUAUGGCAGUUAUGUUAUGGCAACCACCAGAAAAAGCUGGAUUAAUACCACCAUUUUCAUCGUACGCCAAUAGUAUGCCUUCAACGAGUAGUGGAAAUACCUGUGUCGAUAAUAAUAAUACAUCAAGUGUAAAUUUAAAUCAGAAAAAUUCAUCCGACGAUUCAGACGAUGACGAUGAAGCAAGUGCUCCUAAUGAUAUGGAAAUGGAUCUAUAAAAUAAAUGUGUGCAUGAAUUAUUGAUAACGAAUCAACUAAUCUUGAACUGAACAUCUGUUUUAAAGAAUUCAUUAACUAAAAUGAUUGAUUUCUUUAUUUUAAACGCACAAUUAAUACUAAAAUUUAAUUAAUUGUACUUCGAAGGUUCUGCAAUAAAAUCAAUUUGAUAUAUUAAAUACGCAGCGAAUCAGAGCAUGAUGACUUUUAUUACCGCUGCUUCAUUUUAGUCCUAGAUUAAAUACGAAACCGAAUUUAAACUAAAAAAAAUAUUAAUUCUUAUAAAAAAGUUGUUCGAUUCAAGAUCAGAACCAAAUAUCUUUGAUAAUAAAAUAAACUCUAAAACAAAAAGUGUACAGCAAAAGAUAAUUAAUCUAAUCGUCUAAACUUAAAAAUUACUUAACUAUUUAAACAAUUUUUAAAAAAUAAUAAAUUUUUGAAGUUAUUUAAUCUUGCCUUUAUGCGAAACUUAAAAAUGUUGUUAAGAUUUUUUAAAUAUCGGACCUGUUGAAAUCCAAAUUCAGAUACGAUCCAAAAGCGGGCUCAAAAAUAAUUAGAUAAACUUCAUCAAUCAUCAGAAUUUCUUUUUAACUGCACUUUGCUACACCUUUCUUAAUGUAUUUAUGAACAGUGUACAAUUUACUUACACUACCUUUAAAAAAUGUAUUUUCUACACUAAAUGUAUUACAAUACAGGCUAAAAAUGCCUAUUAUUAUAAAAAUUUUUAAAGUGUGCA